GAGACAUAUUAUUAGGUCUGCUAACAUGGGCGCCGCAAUUUCAGCUGUGUAUACUGGUAUCUCCGACGCCGAUGAGCAGGAGAGCCGGCGAACGAAACAAGACCUUGAGGUUCUUCAAAGAGCCGUCGAGUACAAACUGGAUCAAUUCGAUUCCAAAUUAACUGAGAUGUUUCUGAAUUCGGAAUCUUCAUCGAGGAUCCAGGUUCCUGGGCUUCGUGCCUUGCGCAAGUCAAGGUUUACGAGCGUUGGUAUUAGAGGAACUCCUAGUGAGAAUGUGUCGAAAGCAAUUGAUGAUUACCUCAGCACGGGAAGUGCUAAGCCUGGCACUGGGGAGGACAUCAAAAACGGCUUCAAGAAAAUUGUGUCCAGUGCACUCGAUAGAAUUCUAUCAACUACGAGCGCCGGAGAGCACGAACUGCACAGGUUUUUUGUCUACGUGCAACACAACGCUAUCAUACGCCUCGAUGUUAUGCUUUGGCGCUGGAACUUUACCGGAAAAGGCUUCAGCGACAAAUAUGAGAAUGCGCUAGGUUAUUUAAUUUGCACCUCCGUCGUAGAUGUCAGCGCUCUGAAGACGGCUGAAUUUGUAUACUUGAUUAGCGAAUAUGCUGGUGAUUCGGACGAAGACGUUAUAAGAUAUGUUAAGGCAAUGGAAGAUCUUUAUAGCCGGAGUCGGAAGUUGAAACUAAGCCAACAGCACCCAUCUCAACUAGAGGAUGAUGAUUAG
This is a messenger RNA of Annulohypoxylon truncatum, 727 nucleotides long. RefSeq lists its product as uncharacterized. The transcript is spliced from 7 exons. The coding region runs from base 26 to 727 and encodes 233 amino acids. Lineage: Eukaryota; Fungi; Ascomycota; Sordariomycetes; Xylariales; Hypoxylaceae. The record is from RefSeq and is a predicted model, not a curated record.